Cherax quadricarinatus is the source of this 1436-nucleotide messenger RNA. NCBI's taxonomy places the organism in Eukaryota, Metazoa, Arthropoda, Malacostraca, Decapoda, Parastacidae. The record is from RefSeq and is a predicted model, not a curated record.
GAGGCAGCAGAGGAGGGAGGCAGCAGAGGAGGGAGGCAGCAGAGGAGGGAGGCAGCAGAGGAGGGAGGCAGCAGAGGAGGCAGGCAGCAGAGAAGGCAGGCAGCAGACACUGCGCACAUCGCCUCACAACACAACAUUCUCCCACCAACUGGUCGAGAAUUUACUGUUAAACUUGUGAUGAUGAAGUUGUUGCUGGUGGUGUACACUGCUGCAUCAUGCCUGGCCUCAGCACAGCUCCUGCGACCAUACAAAAUGAAUCUUGGAGUAUACAAUCCAGAAACAAAACAUUAUGAAAAGGAAAAUCUAGGGCAAGAUGGACAUGAUCUCCAGCCUCAUGGGCAGAGCCAGCUUGGACAGGAUGGGCAUGAUCAGGAACACCAUGGAGAGUCCCUCCUUGGACAGGAUGGACAUGAUCAGCAGCAACAUAGCCAGCCACUUCUUGGGGGAGAUGAUCAUGACUUGAUGCCUCAUGGACGGCCUGCCCAAGGAGGUGAUGACCAUGACAAGAAGACACACAAUAAGAAACAUGGCAAGCAUAACAAGAACAAGGCACAGAAGAAUGUUGGCAGUGAUGACCAUGACAGAAGGCCACACAAGAAGCGUGUACUUGGCAGUGGUGAUCAUGACCAGCAACCUCAUGACAGGUCCCAUGACAGGCACACUCUUGGUGGUGAUGACCAUGAUCUCCAGCCCCAUGACAGGCACACUCUUGGUGGUGAUGACCAUGAUCUUCAGCCCCAUGACAGGCACACUCUUGGUGGUGAUGACCAUGAUCUCCAGCCCCAUGACAGGCACACUCUUGGUGGUGAUGACCAUGAUCUCCAGCCCCAUGACAGGCACACUCUUGGUGGUGAUGACCAUGAUCUCCAGCCCCAUGACAGGCACACUCUUGGUGGUGAUGACCAUGAUCUCCAGCCCCAUGACAGGAGGACCCUUGGUGCUGAUGGCCAUGACAAAUGGGAACAUAGGAAGAAGCUUGGGGGUGACAACCAUGAUAAGAGGGCACACAAGAAGCGUAUGUUUGGUCAGGGGAACCACGACUACAAGAAACAUGGCAAGAAAAUUGGAGGCACUCAUGAUUUAACUCACAUUGGCGUCUUUAAGACCUUCAUGAAGCAGCACAACAAGGCAUACAAGAGUCAGGCAGAAUUUAAGAAAAGGUUCAACAUUUUCCGCCAGAACAUGAAAAAAGUUCACAUUCUUCAGCAGAAUGAGAGAGGCUCAGCAACAUAUGGAUCCACCAAAUUUGCUGAUCUUACCGAGCAAGAAUUCCGCAAGAUGCUGGGCUUACGUCAUGACUUGCAGCCAGAGUUAUCAGCCAUGAGACCAGCUGUCAUCCCUGAAGAUAUUGAAUUACCUAAUGAGUUUGACUGGAGGAACCAGGGUGUUGUCACACCUGUGAAAAAUCAGGUAAGUUAGAACCUCACAGAUUACGU